Aspergillus clavatus NRRL 1 is the source of this 1800-nucleotide messenger RNA. Its product is annotated as alpha-glucosidase. Gene Ontology annotation, biological process: oligosaccharide catabolic process. Lineage: Eukaryota; Fungi; Ascomycota; Eurotiomycetes; Eurotiales; Aspergillaceae. The record is from RefSeq and is a predicted model, not a curated record. Gene Ontology annotation, molecular function: alpha-amylase activity. The coding region runs from base 1 to 1800 and encodes 599 amino acids. The transcript is spliced from 10 exons.
AUGGACAAUGAGAAUACGCGCGGGUAUGAUACAGCAGACGGCUGUGCCGGGGAUGCAGACGCUCUGGAUAAGUUACGCUGGUGGCAGAAGGCAAGCAUAUAUCAGGUGUUGAUUCAGAGCUUCCAAGACAGUGAUGGCGAUGGUAAGGGGGACAUUCGAGGAUUAGUCGAUCGUCUCGAUUAUUUUGUCGCACUCGGUGUUGAUGUUGUCUGGGUGUCUCCCAUCUAUGAGUCGCCAAUGCAGGACAUGGGGUAUGAUAUAAGCAACUAUCGAAAAGUCAAUCCGAUCUUUGGAACCAUGGAAGAUUUGGAGCUGUUGAUAAAUGAAACACAUGACAGAGGACUGAAAUUGAUCCUCGACAUUGCUUUGAACCACACAGCUACAGAGCAUGAAUGGUUUCAAACGUCAAGACGAGCCCGCAAAGAUCCCAGCCUAGGGAAGAGAGAUUGGUAUUUCUGGAGCGAGGGGAAGCGAGAUGAGUCUGGCAACCGUAUACCUCCAAACAACUGGGAGAGCACGUUCACUGGAUCGACAUGGGAGCUUGACGAAGUGGCGGACGAGUUCUACCUGCAUAUAUUUGGAAAGAACCAGCCUGACCUCAACUGGGAUUGCGAGGAAGUGCGAAAGGAAUUGUACAGUGUGUUGAGGUUCUGGCUGGACAAAGGAGUGGAUGGAUUUCGACUCGACACGAUGAAUCUAGUCUCAAAGACAUCAUCGUUCCCAGAUGCCCCCAUCGCCAAGCCAGGAUCUAUAUGGCAGCCUGCUAAUCAUCUAUUUGCAAACGGCCCCCAUAUCCAUGAAUACUUACAGGAGAUGUACGAAGAGGUCCUUUCUCACUACGACUGUAUGACCUUGGCAGAGAUGUCGUGCGGCGUCUCCCCCGCUGAAGCGGUUCGGUAUACUUCACAGUUCAACUCUCGGCCAGAGCUAAAUUUGAUCAUUCAAUUCCAGCAUGUGGAACUCGACUGCCAUGACGGCGAUAAGUGGAUGCUGAGAGAGUGGGAGCUCCCGGAACUGAAACGAAUCAUCAACGAAUGGCAGGAAACAUUGAUCGACAAUGGCGGCUGGAACACAGUAUGGAUGGAGAAUCAUGAUCAGCCAAGAGGCAUUUCGAGGUUCACGACAAAUAGUCCGCGGUUCCGGGCUUUAUGUGCCAAGAUGCUUGCGCUAUGGCAGUUCACGCUGCAAGGCACCAAUCUGAUCUUCCAGGGACAGGAGUUGGGGAUGAUCAACCCGGGACUAUUCUCGGAAGAACUGAACCGUGAUAUCGAAACAGUCCAAUAUUGGCGAACGUCAGGAAGUGAGGCGCCACAGAAGCUUGAGCUGGCCAAGAAGGCAAUCAUACAAAAGGGUCGGGAUAACACUCGGAUCCCUAUUCCAUGGACUGAAGAUCCCCAUGGGGGGUUUACAGCGCCAACAGCCGAGCCAUGGUUGCCAGGUUUCGAUCACGGUCGAGAAUGGUGCCAUGCUAUUCAACAACACAGUCCCGAGUCAGUGUGGACAUUCUACCGCUCCGUGAUCCAUAUGCGAAAGUCAAACCCGACACUGUACUGCGGAUCAUAUGAAUGCCUGGACGUAGAAAACCCCAUCAUUUGGGCUUACAAGCGACGAUCCAAGCACAAGUGUUACCUGGUUGUUCUCAAUUUCUGCGGAUGCGCCUCGUCCUGGAACUAUGCGAAUCACGGUGUGGACUUGACGACAUCCAGGUUACUGAUAUCGAACCAUAUGACCAGCGAAGCAAGCUCUACCCCGGAUCUUAUUUUCCUGAGGCCUUUUGAAGGUCGUUUGUACCAAUUAUAA